UGCAGUGCCGGGAGGAGGCUGCGGGCGCCGCUGUUGACCGAGAGGAGCGAGAGGAAGCUCGGAGCGCUGCAGCCCCGCCCGCUGCGGACCCGCUCGAUCACUCGCUCGCUCCCUCUCAGGGUGGGCGACAGAGCGGUCUCCGGUCGUCCCCGUGGUGCGGAACCGCGCCGCGGAGAGGUCGCAGUGCUGGAAGAACUGAGCGGUGGAGUGAGCAGCGAGGAGAAGCCGACGUGUUUGCAGCGCUGCUACCGAGAUGUGCGCGGCGGGGAGGCGCUGGGGCCGGCGGCAGCGAGCUCUGCUCUGGGUGAUGCUGCUGGCGGCGUGGGAGGCGGCGUGGGGGCAGCUGCGCUACUCGGUGCCCGAGGAGAUGCCCAAGGGCUCGUUCGUGGGCGACGUGGCCAAGGACCUGGGGCUGCAGUUGUCGGCGCUAAGCGACCGUGGCUUUCGCUUAAUAGAGAGAGGUAGGACUCAGUAUUUCGCUCUGCAGGGGAAGACGGGACAUUUAGUGACGGCGGAGAGAAUCGACAGAGAGGAGCUGUGCGAGAGUGUUCAGCAAUGCGUGCUGCGCUGUGAGCUGAUAGUGGAGGGGGAAAUGAAGUUUUAUGAAAUAGAAGUGGAAAUCAUGGACAUAAACGACAACGACCCCAGCUUCCAAGAGACAGAAAAAGAAUUGAGGGUGAGCGAGACGACAGCUCCGGGAUCGCGAUUUCCCCUCCGAGAAGCACAAGACGCAGAUUUAGGACCGAAUUCCCUGCAGAGCUACGAGCUGAGCGGUGACGAGCACUUCUCGCUGGCCGUGCAGGCGGGCCCCGGCGGCGAUCAGCGUCCCGAGCUGGUGCUGGCGAAGGCGCUGGACCGGGAGGAGGCGGCGUUUCACGAGCUGGUGCUGAGGGCGAUGGACGGCGGCGAUCCGGCACGGACGGGCACGGCUCGGAUCCGAGUGACGGUGCUGGACGCGAACGACAACGCGCCCGUGUUCAGCCAGGCGGAGUACACGGUGCGUGUGCCCGAGGACGUGCCCGUGGGCUCCGUCCUCGUCACCGUUAGUGCCAAUGACGCGGAUGAGGGUCAGAACGGGCAGGUGAAGUACAGCUUCCAUAAGAUUUCAGACCGGGCUUCAGAACUUUUCCACCUGGACUCUGAGUCAGGAAAAAUAACUGUUAAAGGUGGUUUGGACUUCGAGAAAGUCUCCUCCCACGAACUGGAGGUGCAGGCACAAGACGGAGGAGAGCUUUUUGACACAAUGAAAGUUUCUAUCUUGGUGACCGACGUCAAUGACAAUGCGCCCGAGAUUUCGAUACGAUCAGCUCUGAGUGAGAUUUCUGAAGACUCACCGUCAGGGACGGUGGUAGCCCUGUUACACGUGCAGGACAAGGACUCGGGACCGAAUGGCGAGGUGCGCUGCUCCAAGAAAAUCACUGAGAAAGCCUCGCAGAUUUUUCAGCUGGAUGCCGACAAAGGAGCGAUUAGUCUGCUUCGUAACCUUGACUUCGAGGAGGGCGACUCCUACAAACUGGAGGUGCAGGCACAUGAUGGGGGGGGCCUUUUUGACACGACGAAUGUCGUGGUUACCGUGACCGAUGUGAACGACAACGUGCCCAUACUCAGUGUGUCAUCGGCGCUGAAUGAGAUCCCUGAGGAUGCCCCGUCAGGGACCGUGAUAGCCCUGCUACACGUUGAGGACCAGGACUCGGGGACGAAUGGUAAGGUCCGGUGUUUCCUCGACGAAGGCGUCCCUUUCCGACUGGAGAAAUCCUUCGAAGACUACUACCGCGUAGUGACAGCGAGAGAGCUGGACCGAGAGCAGGUGUCGGAGUACAACGUGACGGUGCGGGCGGCCGACGGCGGGUCGCCGGCGCUGCAGAGCAGCGCGGUGCUGGCGCUGCGCGUGCUGGACGUGAACGACAACGCGCCGGUGUUCGCGGAGGAGCGCUACAGCGCGCGGCUGGCGGAGAACAACGCGGCGGGCGCGCUGGUGCUGACGGUGCGCGCGACGGACGCGGACUGGGGGCAGAACGCGCGCGUGCGGUACCGGCUGUCGGAGGGGCGGGUGCGGGGCGCGCCGCUGUCGUCGUACGUGUCGGUGCAGGCGGAGACGGGCGCGCUGUACGCGCUGCGCUCCUUGGACUACGAGCAGGUGCGCGAGCUGCGGCUGUGGGUGCGUGCGGAGGACGGCGGCGCGCCGGCGCUGAGCAGCAACGUGUCGGUGCUGCUGCUGGUGGUGGACGAGAACGACAACGCGCCGCAGGUGCUGUACCCGCCGCCGGCCGCGCUGCGGGCGGGCUCGGGCUCGGGCUCGGGCGUUGCGUGGUCGGGCGUGGAGCUGGCGCCGCGCUGGUCGGAGGCGGGCGCGCUGGUGGCCAAGGUGGUGGCGGUGGACGCGGACGCGGGUCAGAACGCGUGGCUGUCGUACGAGCUGGCCAAGGCCACGGAGCCGGGGCUGUUCCGCGUGGGGCUGCACAGCGGCGAGGUGCGCACGGCGCGCUCGCCGCUGGCCCGCGACGCGGCGCGCCACAGCCUGGUGGUGGUGGUGAAGGACCACGGGCGGCCGGCGCUGUCGGCCACGGCCACGCUGCAAGUGGUGCUGGCCGAGAGCGUGGCCGAGCUGCUGGCCGAGCUGGGCAGCGCGGCCGACGAGGCGGCGGCGCCGGGCGAGCCGGCCGUGAGCCUGACGCGCUGGCUCGUGCUGGCCGUGGCCGCCGUGUCGUGCCUCUUCGUCGCCUUCCUGCUGCUGCUGCUGGCGCUGCGCCUGCGCCGCUGGCGCCGCCAGCAGCUGCUGCCGCCCGACAGCGGCGCCUUGCGCGGCGUGCCCGUCUCGCACUUCGUGGGCAUCGACGGCGUGCGCGCCUUCCUGCAGUCCUACUCGCACGACGUGUCGCUCACGGCCGACUCGCGCAAGAGCCAGCUGCGCUUCUCGGCCGGCGGCAGCUGCUGCGACACCCUCCCGGCCCGGCCACUGCCCGACGAGCCCGCGCCGCUGCUCGGCGACGAGGACCCUGCCGGCGCCCUCCUGUCGGAUCCCGCAGCUCCCUCGGUGAGUUGCUUUCUCCACAUUUUCUCCACCACACUUUCUCCUGUUGCUGCCGUGCCCUUUCCCCUCAGUGUCCUCUGGCUUGCAUAG
This is a messenger RNA of Ficedula albicollis (Collared flycatcher), 3121 nucleotides long. Its product is annotated as protocadherin gamma-A5-like. NCBI's taxonomy places the organism in Eukaryota, Metazoa, Chordata, Aves, Passeriformes, Muscicapidae. Gene Ontology annotation, molecular function: calcium ion binding. The record is from RefSeq and is a predicted model, not a curated record. The coding region runs from base 254 to 3121 and encodes 955 amino acids. Gene Ontology annotation, cellular component: plasma membrane. Gene Ontology annotation, biological process: homophilic cell-cell adhesion. The transcript has 3 exons.